This is a messenger RNA of Erinaceus europaeus (western European hedgehog), 11021 nucleotides long. Its product is annotated as mucin-2-like. Gene Ontology annotation, biological process: nervous system development. The coding region runs from base 1 to 10071 and encodes 3356 amino acids. Lineage: Eukaryota; Metazoa; Chordata; Mammalia; Eulipotyphla; Erinaceidae. The record is from RefSeq and is a predicted model, not a curated record. The transcript is spliced from 13 exons.
AUGUCCAGCAACAUACCAGCUACCACUCCCACCACCUAUGUGACCUCUACCACUUCCAUACCAACUAUCACCACACCAGUCACAACUUCGACCACCUCCGAGACCACAGCCACACUGACCACCAACACUCCGUCCAUCACUCCCACUACUUCAGUGACUACCACUACUUCCAUGCCAACCACCACCACACCCUCCACCACUUCAACCAUUUCCACCAACUCUGAGACCACCACCAAUUCCACGACGGCCUCCACCACACAUGUGACCACUCCCACCACGUCCAUGACCACCACCACUUCCAUGUCGACCACCACACCUGCCAACACUUACACCUCUGUGUCCACCACCACUACAACAACUACCACCACACCAUCCAUCACUCUCACCACUUCAGUGACUACCACUACUUCCACACCCACCACCACUAUCCCUUCCACUACCUCUGUGACCACCACCACAACCACACCAUCCACCACCACACCAGCUACCACCCCAACAACUUCCGUGACCACCACCAAAUCCAUGCUGACCACCACAUCUGCCAACACUCCCACUACCUCUGUGACCACCACCACUACCACAACAACUACCAACAGACCACACACCACUUCCACCACUUCAGUGACGACCACUACUUCCCUGCCCACCACCACCACCCCUUCCACCUCUUCCACCACCUCCCAGACAUCCACCACUUCCACAACAUCCAAGACCACAUCAUCCACCACUCCCACCACCUCAGUGACUACCACUACUUCCACGCCAACCAACAACACACCUUCCAACACCUCUGUGAUGACCAUCACAAACACACUGUCCACCACCACACCAGCUACUACUCCAACAACCUCUGUGACAACCACAUCCAUGCCAACCACCACACCUGCCAACACUCCCACCACCUUUGUGACCACAACCACUACCACAGAAACUACCACCACACCAUCCACCACUCCCACCAAUUCAGUGACUACCACCACCCCUUCGUCCACUUCCACCACCUCCAAGACCGACACCACUUCCAUGACAUCAAAGACCACACCUUCCACCACUCCCACCACCUCAACCACCACCACUUCCAUGACACCAAGCACCACACCAUCCACCACUCCCACCAAUCCAGUGACUAUCACCACCACUUCCACCACCUCCAAGACCAACACCACUUCCACGACAUCCAAGACAACACCAUCCACCACUCCCACCACCUCCGUGACUACCACUACUUUCACACACACCCCCAACACCCAUUCCACCACUUUCACCACCUCCGAGAUCACCACCACUACCAAACCGUCCACCACCACACCAGGUACCACACCAACCACCUCCGUGACCACCACCACAUCCACGCAAACCACCACACCUGCCAACAUUCCCACCACCUCUGUGACCACCACCACUACCGCAACAACAACCACCACACUACCCACGAGUUUCACCACUUCAGUGAGGACCACUACUUCCCCGGCCACCACCACCACCCUUUCCACCACUUCCACCACUUCCACCAUCUCCAAGACCAUCACUACUUCCAAGGUGACCAACACCACUCUGGCCACCACACCCACAACCUCAAUGACCACCACCACUUCCACUCAGACCACCACCACACCUGCCACCAUUCCCACCACCUCUGGGACCACCACAAUGUCCAGACCGACCACCAGCACACCUGCCACCAUGUCCACAACAACUGUGUCCACUACCACUUUGUCGUCAACCACCACACCUGCCAACACUCCUACCACCUCCAUGAUCAUCACCACUAAAGAUCUGAGCAUCACCACCUCUGAGACCACCACCACUUCCACUCAGACCACCACCACACCAGCCACCAUUACCACCUCCAAUGGGAUGCCCACAAAGUCCGUGCUGACCACCAGCACAUCUGCCACCAUGUCCACCACAACUGUGACCACCACCACUUCCUUGACAACCACAACAACUACCACCUCACCAUCCACCACUGCCACCACUUCAGUGACUACCUCUACUUCCCCGCCAACCAUCACCACCCCUUCCAUCUCUUCCACCACCUCCCAGACCACCACCACUUCCACGACACCAAGCACCACACCAUCCACCAUUCCCACCAAUUCAGUGACUAUCACCACCACUUCCACCACCUCCAAGAUCAACACCACUUCCACGACAUCCAACACUCCCACUACCUCCAUGACUACCACUACUUUCACGCCCACCCCUAACACCCAUUCCACCACUUUCACCACCUCUGAGAUCACCACCAGUAGCACGCUGUCCACCACCUCUCCUGCUACCACUCCAACCACCUCCGUGACCACUACCACAUCCAUGCCAACCACCACACUUGCCAACACUCCCAUCACUUCUGUGACCACCACUACUACCACAACAACUACCACCAAACCAUCCAACACUCCCACUUUAGUUACUACCACUACUUCCAAGCCCACCAACACCCUUUCCACCACUACCGCCACCUCUGAGAUCACCACCAGUUCCACUUGGACCACCACCACACCUGCCACCACUCCCACCACUGCUGGGACCACCACAACGUGCACAUCUAACACCAGCUUACCUGCCAUUACGUCCACCACAACUGUGACCACCAACACAUCCACGCUAACCACCACACCUGCCAACACUCCCACCACUUCCGUGACUAUCACCACUAAAGCUCCAAGCGCCACCACCUCUGAUACCAACACCACUUCCACUCAGACCACCACCACACCUGCCACCACUACCACAACUUCUGGGACCCCCACAAUGUCCACGCUGACCACCAGCACACCUGCCACCACAUCCUCCACAACUGCGACCACCACCACUUCCUCACCAACCACCAAACCUGCCAACACUUCCACCGCCUCCAUGACCUUCACCACCAAAGUUGCCAGCACCAUCACACGUGCCACCUUGACAACCACCUCUGGGACAUCCACAAAGUCCACACCAACCACCAGCACACCUAACACCACGUCCACCACAAAGGUGACCACCACUACUUCCUCGCCAACCACCACACCUACCAACACUCUCACCACCUCUGUGACCACCACCACUACCACAACAACUACCACUACACCAUCCACCACUCCCACCACUUCUCUAACUACCUCUGUUUCCUCGCCCAACACCAACACAUCUUCAAACACAUCCACCACCUCUCGGACGACCACCACUGCCAUGACGUCCAAGACCACAUCAUCCCCCAAUCCCACCAACUCAGUGACUACCACUACUUCCACGCCCACCACCACCACCCCUUCCAUCACUUCCACCACUUCCACCACAUCUGAGACUACCACCACUUCCAUGGUGACCAACACCAUACCUGCCACCACUCCUACCACCUCUGAGAUCACCACCACUUCCACUUGGACCACCACCACACAUGCCACCACUCCCACCACUUCUGGGACCACUGCAAUGUCCACUUCUACCACCCGCUCACCUGCCACCACGUCCACCACAACUGUGACCAUCACCACUUCCUCGCCAACCACCACAACUGCCAACACUCCCACCACCUCUGUGACCAUCACCACUAAAGCUCCGAGCAACACCACCUCUGAUACCACCACCACUUCCACUCAGACCACCACACCUGCUACCACUACCACAACCUCUGGGACCCCCACAACAUCCACGACAACCACCAGCUCACCUGCUACCACGUCCACCACAAAUGUGACCACCACCAUUUCCUCGCCGACCACCGCACCUCCCACCAAUCCCACUACCUCUGGCACCACCACAACGUCCACUCUGACCACCAGCACCCUUGCGACCAUGUCCAACACUACUGUGACAACCACCACUUCCUCGCCAACCACCACACCUACCAACACUCUCACCACCUCUGUGACCACCACCACAACAACUACCACCUCACCAUCCACCACUUCCACCACUGCAGUGACUACCUCUACUUCCCUGCCCACCACCACCCCUUCCACCUCUUCCACCACCUCCCAGACCACCACCACUUCCACAACAUCCAAGACCACGUCAUCCAACACUCCCACCACCUCAGUGACUACCACUACUUCCACGCCAACCAACACCACACCUUCCAACACUUCUGUGACCACCACCACAACCACACCGUCCACCACCACACCAGCUACCACUCCAACCACCUCUGUGACCACCACAUCCAUGCCGACCACCACACCUGCCAACACUCCCACCACCUUUGUGACCACAACCACUACCACAGAAACUACCACCACACCAUCCACCACUCCCACCAAUUCAGUGACUACCACCACCCCUUCGUCCACUUCCACCACCUCCAAGACCGACAUCACUUCCAUGACAUCCAAGACCACACCUUCCACCACUCCCACCACCUCAGUGACUACCACUACUCCCACAACCACCACCACCACCCCUUCUACCUCUUCCACCACCUCCCAGACCACCACCACUUCCACGACACCAAGCACUACACCAUCCACCACUCCCACCAAUUCAGUGACUAUCACCACCACUUCCACCACCUCCAAGACCAACACCACUUCCACGACAUCCAAGACAACACCAUCCACCAGUCCCACCACCUCCGUGACUACCACUACUUUCACGCCCACCCCCAACACCCAUUCCACCUCUUUCACCACCUCUGAGAUCACCAACAUUACCAAACCGUCCACCACCACACCAGCUACCACUCCAACCACCUCCCUGACCGCCACCACAUCCACGCCAACCACCACACCUGCCAACACUCCCACCACCUCUGGGACCACCACCACUACCACAACAACAACCACCACACUACCCACGAGUUCCACCACUUCAGUGAGGACCACUACUUCCCCGGCCACCACCACCACCCUUUCCACCACUUCCACCACUUCCACCAUCUCCAAGACCAUCACCACUUCCAAGGUGACCAACACCACUCUGGCCACCACACCCACAACCUCAGUGAUCACCACCACUUCCACUCGGACCACCACCACAACUCCCACCACCUCUGGGACCACCACAAUGUCCAGACCGACCACCAGCACACCUGCCACCACGUCCACAACAACUGUGUCCACCACCACUUUGUCGCCAACCACCACACCUGCCAACACUCCUACCACCUCCAUGAUCAUCACCACUAAAGCUCCAAGCACCACCACCUCUGAGACCACCACCACUUCUACUCGGACCACCACCACACCUGCCACCACUACCACCACCUCUUGGAUGCCCACAAAGUCCCUGCUGACCACCAGCACAUCUGCCACCAUGUCCACCACAACUGUGACCACCACCACUUCCUUGACAACCACAACAACUACCACCUCACCAUCCACCACUGCCACCACUUCAGUGACUACCUCUACUUCCCCGCCCACCACCACCACUCCUUCCAUCUCUUCCACCACCUCCCAGACCACCACCACUACCACAACACCAAGCACCACACCAUCCACCACUCCCACCAAUCCAGUGACUAUCACCACCACUUCCACCACAUCCAAGACCAACACCACUUCCACGACAUCCAAGACAACACCAUCCACCACUCCCACCACCUCCGUGACUACCACUACUUUCAUGCCCACCCCCAACACCCAUUCCACCUCUUUCACCACCUCUGAGAUCACCACCAGUACCACGCCGUCCACCACCUCACCCUCUACCACUCCAACCACCUCCGUGACCACUACCACAUCCAUGCCAACCACCACACUUGCCAACACUCCCAUCACUUCUGUGACCACCACUACUACCACAACAACUACCACCAAACCAUCCACCACUCCCACCACUUCAGUUACUACCACUACUUCCAUGCCCACCAACACCCCUUACACUACUUCCACCACUACCACCACCUCUGAGAUCACCACCAGUUCCACUUGGACCACCACCACACCUGCCACCACUCUCACCACUUCUGGGACCACCACAACGUCCACAUCUAACACCAGCUUACCUGCCAUCACGUCCACCACAACUGUGACCACCAACACAUCCACGCUAACCACCACACCUGCCAACACUCCCACCACUUCCGUGACCAUCACCACUAAAGUUCCAAGCGCCACCACCUCUGAUACCAACUCCACUUCUACUCGGACCACCACCACACCUGCCACCACUACCACUACUUCUUGGACCCGCACAAUGUCCACGCUGACCACCACCACACCUGCCAACACUUCUACCACCUCCAUGACCAUCACUACCAAAGCUGCCAGCACCACCACACAUGACACCACGACAACCACCUCUGGGACAUCCACAAUGUCCACACCAACCACCAGCACACCUAACACCACAUCCACCACAACUGUGACCACCACCAUUUCCUCACUGACCACCACAUCUCCCACCAAUCCCACUACCUCUGGGACCACCAAAACGUCCUUGACGACCACAAGCAACCCUGCAACCAUGUCCAACACAACUGUGACCACCAACACUUCCUCGCCAACCACCACAACUACCAACACUCUCACCACCUCUUUGACCACCACCACUACCACAACUACCACUACACUAUCCACCACUCCCACCACUUCCCUGACUACCUCUGUUUCCACGCCCAACACGACCAUACCUUCCAACACAUCCACCACCUCUCAGACGACCAUCACUGCCACGACGUCCAAGACCACACCAUCCACCACUCCCACCACCUCCGUGACUACCACUACUUCCACGCCCACCACCACCACCCCUUCCACCACUUCCACCACCUCUGAGAUCACCACCACUUCCACGCCAUCCACCAACUCUCCCACUACCACUCCAGCCACCUCCAUGACCACUACCACAUCCAUGCCAACCACCACACCUGCCAACACUCCCGACACCUCUGUGACCACCACCACUACCACAACAACUACCACCACACCAUCCACCACUCCCACCACUUCAUUGACUACCACUACUUCCACGCCCACCACCACGAUGCCUUCCACCACUUCCACCACCUCCGAGAUCACCACCACUUCCACACCGUCCACCACCACACCAGCUACCACUCCUACCACAUCCGUGACCACCACCACAUCCACGCCAAAAACCUCACCUGCCAACACUCCCACCACCUCUGUGACCACCACCACUACCACAACAACUACCACCACACCAUCCACCAUUUCCACUACUUCCAUGCCCACCACCACAACCCCUUCCACCCCUUCCACCACCUUCAAGACCACCACCACUUCCACAACAUCCACCACCACAUCUGCCACCACACCCACCACCCCUGAGACCACCACCACUUCCACACUGACCACCACAAAACCUGCCCCCACUACCACCACCUCUGUGACCACCACCACUACCACAACAACUACCACCUCACCAUCCACCACUUCCACCACUGCAGUGACUACCACUACUUCCCCGCCCACCACUACCACCCCUUCCACCUCUUCCACCACCUCCCAGACCACCACCACUUCCACAACAUCCAAGACCCCAUCAGCCACCACUCCCACCACCUCAGUGACUACCACUACUUCCACACCAACCAACACCACACCUUCCAACACUUCUGUGACCACCACCACAACCACACCGUCCACCACCACACCAGCUACCACUCCAACCACCUCUGUGACCACCACAUCCAUGCCGACCACACCUGCCAACACUCCCACCACCGUUGUGACUACCACCACUACCACAGCAACUACCACACCAUCUACCAUUCUCACCAACUCAGUGACUACCACCACCCCUUCGUCCACUUCCGCCACCUCUAAGACCGACACCACUUCCAUGACAUCCAAGACCACACCUUCCACCACUCCCACCACCUCAGUGACUACCACUACUCCCACGCCCACCACCACCACCCCUUCUACCUCUUCCACCACCUCCCAGACCACCACCACUUCCACGACACCAAGCACCACACCAUCCACCACUCCCACCAAUUCAGUGAGUAUCAUCACCACUUCCACCACCUCCAAGACCAACACCACUUCCACGACAUCCAAGACAACACCAUCCACCAGUCCCACCACCUCCGUGACUACCACUACUUUCACGCCCACCCCCAACACCCAUUACACCACUUUCACCACCUCUGAGAUCACCACCACUACCAAACCGUCCACCACCACACCAGCUACCACUCCAACCACCUCCGUGACCACCACCACAUCCACGCCAACCACCACGCCUGCCAACACUCCCACCACCUCUAUGACCACCACCACUUCCAAGGUGACCAACACCACUCCUGCCACCACUUCUACCAUCUCUGAGACCACCACUACUUCCACUUGGACCACCACCAGACCUGCCACCACUCCCAUCACCACUGGGACCUCCACCACUUCCACAUUAACCAUCACAACACCAGCCACUACUUCAGCCAUUGCCAAGACCACAGCCAUACCACCCACCAACACUCCAUCCACCACUCCCACCACUUCAGUGACUACCACUACUUACACACCUGACUACCACUACUUACACACCGUCCACUUCUACACCAUCCACCACUCCCACCACUUCAGUGACUACCACUACUUACACACUGUCCACUUCUACACCAUCCACCACUCCCACCACUUCAGUGACUACCACUACUUACACACUGUCCACUUCUACACCAUCCACCACUUCCACCACCUCCGAGACCACAACUUCUUUGACCACCUCCACUUCAACCCUGACCACCAGUGCACCUGCAACUAUUCCCAAUCCCUCCUUGACCACCACCACUUCCAUGCCAACCACCACACCUGCCAAAACUCCCACCACCUUUGUGACCACCACCACUUCCAAAACCACUACUACCAUACCAGUCACCACUCCCACCACGUUAGUGACCACCACCACUUCUAUGCCGUCCACCACCAACCCAUCUACCACUCCCACCACUUCUGGGACUACCACCACUUCCACGCCAACCACCAUGACACCUGCCACCACUCCCACCACAUCUGUGACCAUCACCACUUCCAAGGGAACCAAUACCACACUGGCCACCACAUUCACCACCUUCGCAACUGUCUCAAUCAUGGCACGUGGGACAUGGACCGAUGCCUCUGCCCUCCGGGGUUUGCGGGGUCCCGCUGUGAGCUGGUGGAACUCAAGUGUAAAAAUGAGGGUCUAUGGGACGGAAUCAAGUGCCGUUGCCCCAGCACCCACUAUGGUGUCCACUGUGAGCUGUUGGUGGAGGAGCUGGUGAUGGACAAAGUGCAGGCAGAAGUGGGCAUGGAGGUGUCUGUGGACCAGGACUUCUCCCCGGAGCUUAAUGACAACACGUCCAAGGUCUACAAGGACUUCAGCAACAGCUUCCAGGCGCAGAUGAAGCAGCUUUACAGAGACGUGCGUGGUUAUCAAGGCGUGCAGAUCCAGGCACUGAGGCCUGGCAGCAUCAUAGUGGACUACCUGGUCCUCCUGGAGCUGCCCUACAGCCCUAACCUGGAGCAGGAGUUCGAGCAGGUGAAGACUGUCCUGACAGAGGAGCUCAGGAACUCCAGCCAGGCAGGCGACAGCUGUCAGGCCAACCAGACCCUGUGUUUUAAGCCGGACUCCGUCAAGGUGAACAACAACACGGGCACAGUGUCGCUGAGUCCACAAGCCAUCUGUCGCCGCGCGGCUGCUGAGGGCUACGAGGAUUUCUACUUCGCGAUGGUGGCGGGGAGCAGCCUGCGCUGUGUCAGCAACUGCACCGCGGGCCUGGACUUCUCGCUGGACUGCAACCAGGGCCAGUGCGUGCUGGAGAGGAGCGGGCCCGCGUGCCGCUGCUUCUAUUCGGACACCUACUGGUACUUGGGCCCGCGCUGCGAGGUGGCGGUGCCCUGGAAGGCGCUGAUCGGGGGCCUGGCGGGGGCCGGGGCGCUGCUGCUGCUGCUGCUGGUGGUGACCGCACUUGCAGUCUACAAGGUCCGCAGGCGGCGACGGGGCAGGCCCUGGGAUGAGGACAAGCAGUGGCUGGAUGUCUGGAAUGAGGACGCCGCCGAGGGGACUUUCACCAACUCAGGCUUCGAGGGCGAAGGAGCAGCCAACCAAGGAGACUUCCAAGUGGCCUUGGAUACCAUCGACCCCAACAUGCAGGUGCACAUCCAGAGACCAGAGGUGGCCUCCACCUGGAUGUGAGCCCUGCAGUGGCUCGUCGCCACCCCCUGCCCUGCCCUGCCCUGCCCCGCCCCACCUGUGCCGGGUCCCCUCUCAAGCCGGAAGAAGCCCUCCGCACCUGCAUUUCAACACAUGACCCAAGGACUCUGGCAGCUCCUGGUUUCCUGGACCAGCUCCCCGCCCCCCGCAUGUUCCCCAUCCUUCUCCCCCUGGCAUGUAACCCACCUGGAACUCAGCCCAAAUGUAGCCCCAGACCCAUCUCUGGGACUGUCCCCACCUGGUCUCCUGCAGCUGAGGAUGGCAUCCCUGUCCCGACCCCUCCUCCAGCUGUGAAAACCAGACAUGCCCACGCUGUACCCCGUCCACCGUGUAGCCUGUGCCCACCCAAUGCCUCCCAGCAGCCUCCUGGUCUUGGGCCUCGGUUGUCCCCAUUUCCCUGUGGGUCUCACCUUCCGCACCUGCACCUGCGGCAGCCCUCCUCUCUGUAUGUGACCCCACGCUGCCCCCUGCUCCCACUCCUUAUGUCCACCCCCUUCCCUGAACCCUCUUCUUAGACCUCCCUCCCCUGCCCACUUCACCCCAUCUCCCUGUUCUCCCCUCCACCCACGUCCUGACCCCAUCUCUGUACCUACUCCUACACCCCUUCCUCCCCAGCCUCUGUCCUCCUUUAUCUCAGAACCCUUCUCACUCGUGCUCCCCAAGUCCUAUCCUCUCAGCCUCAUGUUCUCCAAGUGCCCUGGGUCCCCAUGGGUGGGGGUGGGGUGUGGGGUGGGGGUGGGGACGACCAUGAUGCCAAGGAAACUCCCUCACACCCUUUCCUCCCAUCCCUUCUCCUCCCUCUCCCCCUUCCCCUACCUCUCAUGGAUUGGGCCGUAGCACCCCCUUUUUCGGGGGGUGAUCUCUUGCCCUGAAUCCCUCCACCAGAGCCUGUAGUUCUGUCAUGUGAAUAUCAUACACUAUUUAUUGCUCCA